AUGAGACGUGAGCAAAGUUCGCAUAGAAGAUUGUAUCAGUAUGUGUAUAAUUUUGCACGUUUAUUAGCUGGUCAAACGAAUUCCUCUAUUGCAGACCAUACAAACAACACACAAUUCACAGAUAUAAUGAAAAAUUCAAGUCUUGUUGCCGAUAUUCAAAUGACACAAGUCCAACUGUUACCAUUGAUCAAAGCUCGUAAUGCACUCGGUUUUAAUUUCACCCAAUCACCCUAUAUCAUCAACAUGACAUUCAAUGGUGCAAUUUCAUCUCAACUGACUAUAGCUCCAAACACAUCAGCGCUUCGAGAAAUUCGUGUCUCACCAGGCAAAAGCAAUGUGACCCUGUUACAAGCAAAAUUUUUCUUAACGAACAAAACGUGGACUGUGGCACUUAAUAGCUCGCUGAAUAAUACGAUAAAGAUUCCAUCGUCGAUUGCGUAUUUUUCUCGUGCUGAGAUACAAAUACUGAAUACGUCGGAUAAUCUGCCACCUUCUCGUGUUACUAUUGAAAUAGAUGGAGCUGAUUGCCAAAAAAACUGGAUACCAUCUUGGGCAUAUUAUCAGCCGCCACCACCUAUUCUAAUGACUACUCUCCUCGAUAUCUCAACAGCACCACCACAUAUCAGUAAUGCACAAACGGCGACAGCGCUAACGACCCAACAGUCUUAUACUCUGUCAGAAACAUCCACGACAACUUUGAUAUCUGUUGAACUGACAUUGAGUAGUGAUGAAGAAUCACUCUCAACCCAACAGAACAUGAUCAACACAGCUCAAACAACGGCAGGUAGUCUGAGUUAA
Didymodactylos carnosus is the source of this 798-nucleotide messenger RNA. Lineage: Eukaryota; Metazoa; Rotifera; Eurotatoria; Philodinida; Philodinidae. The record is from the annotation of a GenBank genome assembly.